Messenger RNA from Cucurbita maxima (winter squash), 1219 nucleotides. Its product is annotated as ethylene-responsive transcription factor 3-like. Gene Ontology annotation, molecular function: DNA-binding transcription factor activity; DNA binding. The transcript has a single exon. The record is from RefSeq and is a predicted model, not a curated record. Lineage: Eukaryota; Viridiplantae; Streptophyta; Magnoliopsida; Cucurbitales; Cucurbitaceae. Gene Ontology annotation, biological process: regulation of DNA-templated transcription. The coding region runs from base 300 to 944 and encodes 214 amino acids.
AUAAUAAACCAAAGCAAGAAAACGGACCCAAGCGAAUCUCGCAGAGCAGAGAGGAGGAGGAAGAAGAAGGAAGACUGAAUCGGGAAACCGUUAGAGGAAAGAGCAAGAGAUCUCUCUCACAGAGAUGGAGCGCCGGCAGCGGCGGUAACAGUUCUUUCAGUGGAGGUGGUAGCUUAAAUAAUCAAGAACCUGCGAAGACUCCUCUGCAUUUUGUCUACUAUCUUCGAAAACCUCUUGCAACAUCCUCUUGAUUUGGUUUCCUUUUUACCUAAACAUUCCGUCCUCUUCAUUAUUCAUCCAUGCGGCGAGGCAGAGAUAUGGAUCCACUGAUGGCGGCAGAAACAGUCCAAGGACCUGGUAAAGAAGUGCGAUUCAGAGGCGUCCGGAAGCGUCCAUGGGGACGAUACGCCGCCGAGAUUAGAGAUCCCUGGAAGAAGACUCGAGUUUGGCUCGGCACCUUCGAUACGGCGGAGGAUGCUGCCAGAGCUUACGACGAGGCUGCUCUCUCUCUCCGGGGACCGAAGGCGAAAACGAACUUCCCGUUGCAUCCAUCCACUAUCUCUGUUCAUCAGAAAAUUCCGUUCUCGCAGGAGUUUCAUGAUUCCACCGGACUCUGCAAGAUUAGUGACUUUCCAGUCAAUAGACCUACAUCGAGUAGCCUGAGCUCCACCGUGGAGUCUUUUAGCGGGCCGCGGGUUUCGAUUCCAGCUCCAUCGGUUCCGAAAAUCUGCCGGCAGUCCCUGCCGCUGGUCUCGCCCGACGAUUGCCAUAGCGACUGUGAUUCGUCGUCCUCGGUUGUUGAUGAUAGUGAGGAAUAUGCUCACACAUCGUCAAUUCGCAGAGUUUUGCCGUUCGAUCUGAAUCUACCUCCUCCACUGCCGCUGCUGCACGACGUCGAUUUAUCCGGUGAUGAUCUUCAUGCUACUGCCCUGUGUUUUUUAUAAUAUUCUGCUUCUCAAUUACAAUACCAAAUGGUUUAUUCUUAUCCCACGCAUUUCCGUUAUCUAUCUAAUUUUCCUAUCGAUUGAGCAGAACUUAAAUGGAAACUGUCUCAACAUGCUUAUUGAAUGAGAAAAAGUUGCUUCUCUACUCCUUAAUUUCGUAGUUCAUGGUGUAGAUUAGUAUCUGAAUUUUACCAACACAAGGCCUCUGAAUCUUGGCUGUAUCUCUUUGUUGUUAAAGAAAAGGGAAGAAAUCCAUGGAUAUUGCAAAGGUUCUG